AUGGCGAAGAAGAAAGAGAAGUCGGUGAAUGUCUCGGGAAAGCCGAAGCACGCCCUUGAUGUUAACCGAGAUGGGAGUGCAAGCAAAGGCAGACGCAGCGCCUCCACGGUGCGGCGGCUCAAGAUGUACAAUACGAAGCCGAAGCGUGACAGUAAAGGCAAGAUUGUGAAGCACGAUUUGCAGUCCAAGGACUUGCCAUCUACUCGAAUUCAACCCGAUCGCCGAUGGUUCGGUAAUACUCGGGUUGUAAAUCAGAAAGAGCUUGAAUUUUUCCGUGAAGAACUCCAAAGCCGGCUAUCUAGUAACUACAAUGUCAUUUUAAAGGAUAGGAAACUGCCAAUGUCCCUUUUAAAUGAUCACCAGAAGCAAGCAAGAGUUCAUCUUCUCGAUACGGAGCCUUUUGCAGAUGCAUUUGGACCUAAGAAGAAGAGGAAGCGUCCAAAGCUGAUGGUAUCAGAUUACGAGGCACUAGCUAAGAAGGCUGAUGGUUCUCAAGAUGCAUUUGAAGAGAAAUAUGGUGCUAGUGUAUCUACAGAAGGAAUUGAAGAUGGACUCAGGGACCUGGUUCGGCACACAAUGUUUGAGAAGGGUCAAAGUAAACGCAUAUGGGGUGAACUCUACAAAGUGAUAGACUCUUCAGAUGUGGUAGUACAGGUUUUGGAUGCUAGGGAUCCCCAAGGUACAAGAUGUUAUCAUUUGGAGAAGCAUUUGAAAGAGCAUUGCAAGCAUAAACACAUGAUUCUUUUGUUGAACAAGUGUGAUUUGAUCCCUGCUUGGGCAACAAAAGGAUGGCUUAGAGUGUUAUCCAAGGAAUUUCCUACUCUGGCAUUCCAUGCAAGCAUCAAUAAGUCCUUCGGCAAGGGUUCUCUUUUGUCAGUAUUGAGACAAUUCAGCCGCCUAAAAAGUGACAAGCAAGCAAUAUCAGUGGGAUUUGUUGGGUAUCCAAAUGUUGGAAAGUCAUCAGUUAUCAACACACUGCGAACAAAGAAUGUCUGCAAGGUUGCUCCUAUUCCCGGAGAGACUAAAGUAUGGCAAUAUAUAACUCUCACAAAGAGGAUCUUCUUGAUUGACUGCCCUGGAGUAGUUUAUCAGAACAGCGAUUCAGACACUGACAUUGUGUUGAAGGGUGUGGUACGUGUCACAAAUUUGCAUGAUGCCACUGAGCAUAUUGGUGAAGUUCUGAAACGCGUGAAGAAGGAGCACCUAGAGAGAGCAUACAAGAUAAAAGAAUGGUAUGAUGAAAAUGACUUUCUUGUUCAGCUAUGCAAAUUAGCAGGCAAGCUUUUGAAGGGAGGUGAACCUGACUUGAUGACUGCAGCAAAGAUGGUUCUACAUGAUUGGCAGAGAGGUAAAAUACCUUUCUUCGUUCCACCACCGAAGGAGGUGCAAGAAGAUGAACCGUUGGAGGAACCCAAUGAAUCUGGCAUAGAGAACAAUACAGUGGUGGAUGAUAAUAAAGAAUCAGCAGCUAAAAGGGCCAUAGCUGAUGUUAUUUCAUCCCAGCAGCUAAAAGACGUCCCUGUUCAAGAGGAUCUCUUUAGCGAGAAUGAGUUAAGGGGUGAGACGGCUGAGCAACUUCCACCCAUCAGCUCAUAAAACUUUUCUGCUGUUGUCAUGUUUUAUAAGAGAGAGAUGAUGCCCUAGAUUAAUGAUCUAUUCUCAAUGCAUGUUUUUUGGGAGCCCCGGGGGUUUGAGAAAAAUCGAUACAACUUUAGCCCUGUAUAAGCCCAGUUUCAUCGGCAUGGUAUCCUUAAGAUAUUUGCGGAGUAGUGUUGGGAAAUGCCUUGAAUCCUGCCGCUUGGAAUAGACCUGUAGUUUUCCUGAAGUAUUGUACCAUCAAAUUUUACAAUUUUUGUGGAUUUUGAUAUGAGUUUUUGGGUUUGUUUUCAAAAUGAGAAUAUGAGAGAGAGAGAGAGAGAGAGAGAGGGGCCUAAAUUUGUUUGAUAUGAUGGCCUAAAUUUGGUUGUAGGCUUGCCAUUUGUUUGA
This is a messenger RNA of Ilex paraguariensis (yerba mate), 1986 nucleotides long. NCBI's taxonomy places the organism in Eukaryota, Viridiplantae, Streptophyta, Magnoliopsida, Aquifoliales, Aquifoliaceae. The record is from the annotation of a GenBank genome assembly.